AUGGUGGACCCUGUGGGGUUUGUGGAGGCUUGGAAAGCACAAUUUGCAGACUCUGAGCCUCCUAAAAUGGAGCUGAAAUCUGUGGGAGACAUUGAACAGGAACUGGAGAUGUGCAAAGCAUCUAUCCGGAGGCUGGAGAUGGAGGUCAACAAGGAGAGGUUUCGCAUGAUUUACCUGCAGACUCUUCUGGCAAAGGAGAAAAAAAGCUAUGAUAGACAGAGAUGGGGUUUUAAACGUGUUUCUCAGUUGCCUGAAGGGGGUGCAGAGCAGCAGAUCCAGGACCUGCAUCAUCACCAGUCUGCUGACCAAGAGGAAUAUGAAAAAAGCAAGUCACACCAUGGGGAGGAAAAGUUCAAACCCAGGAUACCCUCUCUGCGGAAGCUGUCUACACAGAGCGAUGGCUCGGACCUGUCACCUGUGGACAGCCCCCAUCAUGGGGAAGGAGAGCAGGACAGGUGUAAGUACUAUGGGGAAGAGAAACUGAAGAGAGUUGCAGAAGAUAUGGAGAAUCGCUGUGAUACAGAUGGCUCUCCUUCAAAACACAGGUCAGCUUCCACUCGCAGGCUGGUGGGAUCUGCUGAGAAGGAGGGAUCAUUUGAACCCAAGGAGAGAGGGAACAGCACGAGUGUGGCAGCCCUAAGGUCCAAUUUUGAGAGAAUGAAAAAGGUUAAUUCGCAUUCUUCUGGAGAUAACAAGGAUGUUGUUGAAAAGCCCUUUUAUGUGAACAUGGAGUAUCAUCAUGAGAAGGGUCUAGUAAAGGUCAACGAUAAAGAUGUUUCUGAUAAAAUAAGCUCCCUUGGCAGCCAAGCCAUGCAAAUGGAACGCAAAAAGUCUUUGCACUCCCUCCCUUCUAACGUGGUACCCAGCUUCAGCGAGUUCCAGAGGCCUGCUUACAGGGGAAGGUGCUCGGAGAGCAGCUUUGGCUAUGAUGGAGAAUAUGAGGAUGCUGAACUGAACACCAAGUUUCUCAAAGAUAACCUGAUUAAUGCCAAUGGCAGCAACCGCUCGCCUUGGCAGCCCAUGGACUUUCAGCCGUAUCAGAGUAUCUAUGUUGGUGGAAUGAUGGGGGAAGGAGAAGGAAAAGGACCUAUUCUGCGGAAUCAGGGCACAACUGACCAGGAAAAACAUCUCACGUGGCCCAGGAGAUCUUAUUCCCCCAGGAGUUUUGAAGAUAUAGGAGGAGGAUAUACUCCUGACUGUAGCUCUAAUGAGAACCUUACCUCCAGUGAGGAAGACUUCUCCUCAGGACAGUCCAGCCAUGUGUCCCCCAGCCCCACUACUUACCGCAUGUAUCGGGACAAGAGCCGUUCUCCCUCCCAGAACUCUCAGCAGUCCUUUGACAGCAGCAGCCCACCAACCCCCCAGUCUCAGAAACGGCACAGGCAGCAGCAGGUCAUUGUGUCUGAGGCUACUAUUGUGGGUGUACGAAAAACAGGACAGAUCUGGCCAAGCGAUGGAGAUUUGCCCUCUGGGAGAUGUCACCAGGACAGCUGUUUCCAUGGGGAUACAGAUGCUUCGUUCAGUGGCACACCGCCCGGCUACGCGUACGAUGCAGACCGCGCUGAAGAGCAGAGGAGACAUCAUGACAUGAUGCCCUAUAUUGAUGACUCACCAUCAUCCUCACCCCACCUCAGUUCCAAGAGUCGGGGCAGCCGAGACACAUUAUCUUCAGGGUCUCUGGAAUCUACAAAAUCAAGUGAGCCAGACCUGGAGAAAGGCCUGGAGAUGAGAAAAUGGGUCCUGUCAGGAAUCCUAGCCAGUGAGGAAACCUACCUGAGCCACCUGGAGGCCCUGCUGCUGCCUAUGAAGCCUUUGAAAGCAGCUGCCACCACCUCUCAGCCUGUGCUGACUAGUCAGCAGAUUGAGACAAUAUUCUUCAAAGUGCCUGAGCUCUAUGAGAUCCAUAAAGAAUUCUAUGAUGGGCUGUUUCCCCGAGUGCAGCAGUGGAGCCACCAGCAACGAGUUGGGGACCUCUUCCAAAAGUUGGCCAGCCAGCUGGGAGUGUACCGGGCCUUUGUGGAUAACUAUGAAGUUGCUAUGGAGACAGCAGAGAAAUGCUGCCAAGCCAAUGCUCAGUUUGCUGAAAUCUCUGAGAAUCUAAAGGCUAGAAGCACAAAGGAAUCUAAAGAUCAGACGACGAAAAAUUCCUUGGAAACUCUACUGUACAAGCCCGUGGAUCGAGUGACUCGCAGCACACUUGUCUUGCAUGAUUUGCUCAAGCACACUCCAGUGAGCCACCCUGAUCAUCCACUCCUGCAGGAUGCUCUGCGGAUCUCACAGAACUUCCUCUCUAGCAUCAAUGAGGAGAUCACUCCUCGUCGACAGUCCAUGACUGUAAAGAAAGGGGAGCACCGGCAGCUGCUGAAGGACAGUUUCAUGGUGGAGCUGGUGGAGGGAGCUCGCAAGCUACGUCAUGUCUUUCUUUUUACUGAUCUGUUCCUGUGUGCCAAGCUCAAGAAGCAGAUUGGAGGAAAAAGCCAGCAAUAUGACUGCAAAUGGUACAUCCCACUCACUGACCUCAGCUUCCAAAUGGUGGAUGAGUCUGAGGCAGUGCCCAAUAUCCCACUGGUACCUGAUGAGGAACUGGAUGCCAUGAAGAUCAAGAUAUCCCAGAUCAAGAAUGACAUUCAGCGGGAAAAGAGGGCCAAUAAAGGAAGCAAGGUCAUUGAGAGGUUAAAAAAGAAGCUUUCUGAGCAGGAAUCCCUCCUACUGCUGAUGUCUCCCAACAUGGCUUUCCGGGUACACAAUCGCAACGGCAAGAGUUACACAUUCCUCAUUUCAUCGGACUAUGAAAGGGCAGAGUGGAGGGAGAAUAUCCGGGAGCAACAGAAGAAAUGCUUUAAAAGCUUCUCACUCACAUCAGUGGAGCUCCAGAUGCUGACAAACUCCUGUGUGAAGCUUCAGACAGUUCACAACAUUCCCCUCACUAUCAAUAAGGAAGAUGAUGAAUCCCCAGGUCUCUAUGGAUUCCUGAAUGUCAUUGUCCACUCUGCCACAGGUUUCAAGCAAAGCUCAAAUUUGUACUGCACAUUAGAGGUGGAUUCUUUUGGGUAUUUCGUGAACAAGGCCAAAACUAGAGUUUACAGAGACACCACAGAGCCCAAUUGGAAUGAGGAGUUUGAGAUUGAGCUGGAGGGCUCACAGACACUGCGGAUUCUGUGCUAUGAGAAGUGCUACAACAAAACCAAACUCACCAAAGAGGAUGGAGAGAGCACAGAUCGCAUAAUGGGGAAAGGGCAGAUCCAGCUGGACCCGCAGGUGCUGCAGGACAAAGACUGGCAGCGCACAGUCAUCUCAAUGAAUGGGGUUGAAGUGAAGCUGUCGGUGAAGUUCACCAGUCGGGAGUUUAGCCUGAAGAGGAUGCCAUCCCGGAAACAGACUGGGGUGUUUGGGGUCAAGAUUGCUAUUGUUACCAAGAGGGAGAGGUCGAAGGUGCCUUACAUCGUGCGGCAGUGUGUGGAGGAGAUCGAGCGGCGCGGGAUGGAGGAGGUGGGAAUCUACCGCGUCUCUGGCGUUGCGACCGACAUCCAAGCAUUGAAAGCUGCCUUUGAUGUCAACAACAAAGACGUGUCGGUGAUGAUGAGCGAGAUGGAUGUCAACGCCAUCGCAGGGACCCUCAAGCUGUACUUCCGGGAGCUGCCGGAGCCUCUCUUCACUGACGAGCUCUACCCCAACUUUGCUGAAGGCAUCGCACUUUCAGAUCCAGUUGCAAAGGAAAGCUGUAUGUUGAAUCUGUUGCUGUCACUUCCAGAACCCAACCUUGUGACAUUCCUUUUCCUUUUGGACCAUUUAAAAAGGGUUGCUGAGAGGGAAAGUGUUAACAAGAUGUCCCUGCACAAUCUUGCCACUGUCUUUGGACCAACACUGCUCAGACCUUCGGAGAAGGACAGUAAAAUCCCUGCCAACCCAACCCAGCCCAUCACAAUGACUGACAGCUGGUCUCUAGAAGUCAUGUCCCAGGUUCAAGUUCUUCUGUACUUCCUGCAGCUAGAGACUAUCCCUACCCCGGACAGCAAGAGGCAAAGCAUUCUCUUUUCCACGGAGGUGUAG
Messenger RNA from Acanthisitta chloris (rifleman), 4050 nucleotides. RefSeq names its product breakpoint cluster region (gene BCR). Gene Ontology annotation, biological process: protein phosphorylation; positive regulation of GTPase activity; intracellular signal transduction. The transcript is spliced from 23 exons. Gene Ontology annotation, cellular component: membrane. Lineage: Eukaryota; Metazoa; Chordata; Aves; Passeriformes; Acanthisittidae. Gene Ontology annotation, molecular function: protein serine/threonine kinase activity; guanyl-nucleotide exchange factor activity; GTPase activator activity. The record is from RefSeq and is a predicted model, not a curated record. The coding region runs from base 1 to 4050 and encodes 1349 amino acids.